AUGGCCAAGAGAAUGGUCUACGCUCUCCGCGUAGAAGAGCUUCAAGGAUUUCUGCAGUCAUGCAAUUUGAACACUGACGGCAAAAGGGAUCAACUUCGUCAAAGGGCUUUGGUGUGCAUCAACUCUGCCAUUAAGAGUGCGUCCUUGCAUUUUGUGUUGGCCAAGCUUCGCCUGUAUUACCAGAGGCACUUUUCCCAAGCGGCAACAGCAGUGCCUGGCCAUGGCGUUGGGGGUGUACAGAAACAAUCGCUUUGGAGUUCGGGUUCUGCUGUGGAUGUUCAAUUCAAGGUUUUGCCAUUUCAUAAAAAUCUGGCCAACCUUUUGAAGCCUAUUCUGCUGCCUUCGUUUGACGAUGAAGAAGCCACGGCCCCUCGAACUUUGACCUUUGAGUGCAGCCUGACUCCGGAGCAGGUUGAUUGCGUGGAAGUAGGACGUAGCACGGUUCCAUCAGUGUACGGUCCCGACCACAAGAGCGACAUUCACUUCACCGUAGAGGUGCUGGUCCGAUUUGCUGAAUGCAACCUGAGCUCUAUGCAAGACGAUCAAUACCCACCCAAGUGCCAUCUCUACGUGAAUGGGGAGACUGUAAUCAUGCCGGGGUAUGAGAUGGCCAAGUCGUCCGGUAAGUUGAAAAAGCAUGGUCAGCCGGUGGAGAUAACUGCCAACAUGCUACUCAGCGGUAUGAACAUCAUAGAGGUUGUGUGCUUGCCAGUUCCAGCAAUAGGCAAGUAUGUUGUCGCUGUGGACCUGUGCUUGAAGCGAUCAUCAGCCGACCUGCUGCAACAGGUAUGUCAUCGUAUCCGCAGUGCAGACAUGUGUCGUGCGCACAUCAAGGAUAAGCUGACCAGCGGUGGUGGCAAAGUAGAGGUUUUAGAUAACAGCUUACGCAGUUCGUUGAAGUGCCCACUGGGAACGACUCGUAUCGUCUAUCCCGGCCGCUCGAUAAACUGUAAGCAUGUCAACUGCUUCGACAUGGCCAGUUUCCUGCAGAUGAACGAGAAGAACGGCUCUUGGGUGUGUCCAAUUUGUGACUGCUCUGCCGUUUAUGACAGUCUUAUGAUUGACGGAUUGAUGAAGGAGGUGCUAGAUAAGUGCCCGUCGUCAGUCGAUCAUAUCGAGUACAAGGCGGACGGUACGUGGAUGCCAUACAACCCUCGUGACGCCAACCAGCGUAGGGCGACUGGAGGCCCAGCAUCCUGUGCGACCAAUGCUGUUGGCAGUGCAGCGAUGUCUACGGUGUCUGAUAAUGUAGUCCCUGCUGUGAUUGACCUGACAGACAGUUUGGAGGCAUGUGAGCAAAAAGCAGGGGAUGAUGGUCCCACAGCUACAGCAGGGCUGGAAGUUAGUGAUCAGUCUCUUGGUCUGACUCUUGUAAUGAACUCGGACGAUGAUAGCAGUGCCAGUACAAAUUACAAUAGGAUGAAAGGCACUCCUUAAUUUCCAUUACUUUUAUUGUUUCACUUCUUUGUCUUCUGUUUUAGCAUCUAUUUUUGUUCUCUUCUAAUUAUCCGCAAACUCCAAAGCAGCCACUUACAGAUCUAGGAAACUUUACUUCUGAACUGCACACCCUGUUGCAUUUUAUUUAGUAUUAGUUUGUGGUAGCAGUAGGAAACUGGAUAGACAUCUGAUAGCUGUGGCUCACCUCCGCCAUGCCUCCAACAAAAUCUGCCGUUCGCGGGCUAACGGAUUCUGAAGUAAAACUGUUGUGCUCCCUCUGUAGUGUAUCCACUCCGAAUCCCAUGAGAUUCCCGUCAAAUUUCUCUAAAUCGCAACAUGUACUCGUGCCCUGUCUUACG
This is a messenger RNA of Sycon ciliatum, 1796 nucleotides long. Its product is annotated as E3 SUMO-protein ligase PIAS3-like. Gene Ontology annotation, molecular function: SUMO ligase activity; zinc ion binding; transcription coregulator activity. Gene Ontology annotation, biological process: regulation of transcription by RNA polymerase II; protein sumoylation. The transcript has a single exon. Bases 1 to 1437 code for a protein of 478 amino acids. Lineage: Eukaryota; Metazoa; Porifera; Calcarea; Leucosolenida; Sycettidae. The record is from RefSeq and is a predicted model, not a curated record. Gene Ontology annotation, cellular component: chromatin.